Molecule: messenger RNA, 1653 nt
Organism: Zootermopsis nevadensis
Lineage: Eukaryota; Metazoa; Arthropoda; Insecta; Blattodea; Termopsidae
Product: beta-hexosaminidase subunit beta
Biological process (GO): glycosaminoglycan metabolic process; carbohydrate metabolic process; ganglioside catabolic process
Cellular component (GO): membrane; lysosome
Molecular function (GO): beta-N-acetylhexosaminidase activity
Source: RefSeq, a predicted model, not a curated record
UUCCACACCGCACUCGAGUGCUGAGCGCGUUGGUAGUCCCCUUGCAGAGGUCAGUCUUUGUUCAAUCAAUCCGCCGUCAUGUUGUGGGCUCUGAUCACAAGUCUGUUGGCAAUAAUGGCUGCAUGCAGCGAGGUCAGCUACAGGAGGGCCUCACCGGGGCCAUGGGUGACCCCAACCAAAGGUGAGCCAUGGCCCAAACCACAACAUCUCAUCAACUACGAGGGAUACGUCGUGGUCCGACCGACAGUAUUCAGAUUCGAGGUAACACGUGAGGACUGCGAUCUUCUCCAGGAGGCUGUGAAACGUUACUAUCGUGUAAUCCUGCAGACUCUGGACAGCGACGUACGGAAGAGGAAAUCGCGCCGCGUUGCAGACAAGAGGUGGAAGAAGGAUCCGAAAUUCAAAGCUUAUCUCGAUUCCCUAGAGAUACAACUAAUGGCGCCCUGUGAAGUCCUGCCCUACUUGAAUAUGGACGAGCACUACGAACUGAGGAUAGACAGCCCAGAUUUGCCGGGCGCAGCCCUCCUGACAAGUCAGUCGGUGUGGGGCGUUCUACGUGGCAUAGAGACGUUUUCUCAGCUUCUAUCGCUUGAUGAAACAGGAACUGCGCUGAAAGUGAACAGUUCCUCCAUCAUGGACUUCCCACGUUACUCACACCGCGGCCUACUUCUGGAUACGUCACGCCACUUCUUUCCACUGCUUUCCAUAUUGCAAACGCUCGACGCCAUGGAAGUAAACAAAAUGAAUGUCUUUCACUGGCACAUUGUGGAUGAUAACAGCUUCCCAUAUGAGAGCGCAGCCUUCCCACAGCUGAGUGAGAAAGGAGCAUACAAUCCUCAAACACACGUGUACCCCCGAGAACAAAUUCGCUUGGUGAUUGAAUAUGCUCGCUUAAGAGGCAUUAGGGUCAUACCUGAAUUUGACACUCCAGGUCAUACUCAGUCAUGGGGCUUAGGCCAGCCAGGUCUCCUGACACCCUGCUACUCAGGAUCCAAACCCGAUGGCACAUACGGACCCGUGGAUCCGAUACAGGAAACUAAUUACAAGUUUCUUAAAAAGUUCCUGAGUGAAGCAGUGAAAUUGUUUCCUGAAAAAUAUGUUCAUUUAGGUGGUGAUGAGGUCAACUUUGAUUGUUGGGCUACUAAUCCAAAUAUCCUCAGAUUCAUGGAAUCCCUUAACAUAACAGGAAAUUUUAAUAAACUGGAAGAGAUCUAUAUCCAACGACUGGUUGAUAUCGUCUCCAAUUUAAGUGCCAACUCAGUUGUUUGGCAAGAAGUGUUUGACAAUGGAGUCAUGUUGCCAAAAGAUACAGUUGUCCAUAUUUGGACAGGAGACAUGCAAGAGGAACUAGCAAAGGUGACAGCAGAAGGCCAUCCUGCUCUUGUCUCUCAGUGCUGGUAUCUUGAUCACCUUGAAAGUGGUGGUGACUGGCAUAAAUUUUAUGAAUGUGAUCCAAAUAACUUUAAUGGUACUGAGGCUCAGAAGACCCUGGUUAUGGGUGGUGAAGCUUGCAUGUGGAGUGAAUUUGUAGAUGCUUCAAAUCUGUCUCCAAGGGUGUGGCCUAGAGCAGCUGCUGCAGCUGAACGACUGUGGUCUUCUGUAACCGUGGAUUUUGAUGAGGCAGGCAGACGACUGGAAGAGCACGUAUGCCGC